AUGGUCAAGGCUACUAUUCUAGGAGCGGCAGGAGGCAUUGGACAGCCAUUAUCGCUUUUGUUGAGACUCAAUAAGAAGAUCGAUGAGUUGUCGUUGUACGACAUCGUCAACACAGUGGGCGUGGCUGCGGAUCUCUCGCACAUUCCCACGCAUCAGGUGAUCAAGGGGUAUGCCCCAAAGGACAAAAAUGACAGUAAAACAAUCAAGGUUGCGCUGAAGGACAGCGACAUUGUUAUCAUCCCUGCGGGGAUCCCAAGAAAGCCGGGCAUGACACGUGAUGACUUGUUCAAGAUCAACGCCGGGAUCGUGAAGAAUUUGGUGCACCAGGCCGGAUUGAGCUGUCCGGAUGCGUUCAUUUGCGUGAUAUCGAACCCAGUAAACUCGACAGUCCCAAUUGCCGUCGAAGAGUUGAAGAGGUUGGGCGUGUACAACCCAAGAAAAAUGUUUGGUAUUACCACCUUGGACAACUUGAGACUUGAGGAGUUUUUGAGUUCGGCGCUCGCUGGCAAGGUUCCCGCUUCCGACUUGUAUGGUGAUGCCAUAGCAAUAGGAGGCCAUUCCGGCGAUUCUAUCGUCCCACUAAUUAACGGCUGGGGGAAAAACUUUGGCAGCAAAGAGGAAGAAUAUACGAAGCUCGUUAAAAGGGUCCAGUUCGGAGGCGAUGAGGUUGUAAAGGCUAAGGACGGCAAGGGCUCUGCCACUCUCUCAAUGGCCACGGCGGCAUACAGGUUUGUCAAUAAUCUACUCGACGCCAUUACAGCGGCCGACGGUAGUACCGUCAAGGAGGUUGCCUUUGUCAAGAUUGACGAGUUGAAGACAAAAAAGGUGCCGCUGUUUAUUUCCAAACACACCCAGUACUUCAGCUUGCCAAUCGUUAUCGGAAAGGACGGCAUUGAAUUGGUGGAGUUCCCAGAGUACCUAAGUGAGCCUGAAGUUCUCAUGACUAAACACGCUGUAGAGAAAGUCAAGCUCGACGUUAUUAAGGGCUUCAAUUUUGUACAUGGCUCCAAACUUUGA
Messenger RNA from Pichia membranifaciens NRRL Y-2026, 1017 nucleotides. RefSeq lists its product as hypothetical. Gene Ontology annotation, cellular component: cytoplasm. Gene Ontology annotation, biological process: carboxylic acid metabolic process; tricarboxylic acid cycle. NCBI's taxonomy places the organism in Eukaryota, Fungi, Ascomycota, Pichiomycetes, Pichiales, Pichiaceae. Bases 1 to 1017 code for a protein of 338 amino acids. Gene Ontology annotation, molecular function: L-malate dehydrogenase (NAD+) activity. The record is from RefSeq and is a predicted model, not a curated record. The transcript has a single exon.